AUUUUCCUCUUUGUUAAAAUAAAACAAAAACAAAAAAUAAGCAAUAUAAACUUUAUGAAUCACUAUUGAUUCAAACGAGUUUCAACUUAAUAAAGUGACAUUUGAUUGUAUUUCGGUAUCGAUUCCAUCCAUCGUUCUUCUGCUACCUAUUUGUAGGUUGCAGUUGCUCGUUUUGAAGUUUACGACGCCGGUUUUGCUUUUUGAAGUCAACUGAAACCAGAUGGAAACACCUCUGAAGAUAGACCUCAAAGAGGUCAAAUUCAACGUUCAACGUGCUCUGUACGACUGCACUGUCAGGGGGUUGCACCACAGCGCCAAAUGGUUGGCUGAGAUUUGCCACUGUUUAAAAAACGUUAAAAGUGACAUCUAUAUACCAAAAGAGCCAGUUGUCAUACCUGAGGAAUAUGACAACUAUAUUCUUGCUAAGAGUUAUUUCGAUUUAAAAGAGUACGAUAGGUGCGCAUUCUAUUCGUCAAAUUGUAACUCGCCUUGUAUUAAAUUUUUACACAUCAAUUCCAAGUAUUUAUCGUUGGAAAGGAAAAAAAUCGACAACCUGACUGAGCUGUUUUGCGGCCCCGAGCCGAAACUUUCAUCAGAGCUCCAACAUCUUUGUACAGAACUUAGGGCUUUGUACGUCAAGCAUAAACUCGACAGUUACUGUAUGUACUUGUACGGCGUUGUUCUCAAGAGGUUAGACUUGCUCGACGAUGCAAGAACCGUUUUGGCCGAGGCUGUCAACUUGGAGCCUCUCCAUUGGGGUGCUUGGAUGGAAUUGGCCAUGCUUACUACCGACAGGACCAAAUUGAGAUCUUUAGUUUUACCUACGCAUUGGAUAAAACAUUUUUUCUUGGCUCAUACGUUUCUCGAGCAGCAGAUGAAUGAUGAAGCGCUUGAAAUUUAUUAUGAAAUGCAGAAAUCGGGAUUUUCUGAAAGCACAUAUCUUCUAGCACAGAUCGCUAUCGCUUACCACAAUAAGAGAGAUGUAGCCGAGGCAAUAGACACAUUUAAAAGGCUCAGGAAGCUGGAUCCGUAUAGGUUGGACAAUAUGGAUGUUCUUUCAAAUCUGUUAUAUGUACGUGAAAUGAAAGUAGAACUUGCAUAUUUGGCGCAAGAGGCUUCUGAGAUUGAUAAGUACCGAGUGGAGACAUGCUGCGUUAUUGGAAAUUAUUAUUCGUUAAGAAUGGAGCAUCAGAAGGCUGUGGUAUACUUCCAAAGGGCCUUGAAAUUAAAUCCUCAGUAUUUAUCUGCAUGGACGUUAAUGGGCCAUGAGUAUAUGGAAAUGAAAAAUACCAACGCAGCGAUUCAAAGUUACCGUCAGGCCAUAGAGGUUAAUAGGAGGGAUUAUAGGGCAUGGUAUGGUCUUGGACAGACAUACGAAAUAUUGAAAAUGCCAUACUACAGCCUCUAUUAUUACAAGCAGGCACAGCUGUUAAGGCCAAACGAUGCCAGAAUGUUAAUUGCCCUAGGUGAAACUUACGAGAGGCUUGAAAAAAUUCAAGAAGCUUUGAAGUGUUUUUACAAAGCGCGGAAUGUCGGUGACAUCGACGGAUCUGCUAUACUUAAACUAGCCAAACUUUACGAUAAAUUGGGUGAUUCUGACCAGGCCUGCUCGGCGUUUACGGAGUUUGUUAAUGAAAACGAUCAAGUUUUAACCGCUGACAACAAAACCGAAUUAAGUCAGGCGUACAAAUACUUGGCGAAUUAUCAUCUCAACAAGAACCAGCUCGACCUCGCUUACAGCUUUGCCCAGAAGUGUCUUAACUUUGAAGAGACAAAGGAAGAAGGACAAAACCUGCUUAAGACGAUAUCCCAAAAGACUGGACAAGACGAAGAAAAGGAAAUGCAAAUAACGUAACACUCAGUGAAACCUGUCUGGAAUAAUUUUCAGUUAAUGAGGAACUAAAUAUAGUUUUAAUUUGAUCAAAAGUGAUAUGACUGACACUCAAAUAUUCAAAACAUGUAUUGUCAAAAGUAUUUUGAGUUAAGCCAGGAUGUAAAAACAAGUGAUAUUUUUUUAUUAUAUACUAAAAUUAUU
Molecule: messenger RNA, 2035 nt
Organism: Cimex lectularius (bed bug)
Lineage: Eukaryota; Metazoa; Arthropoda; Insecta; Hemiptera; Cimicidae
Gene: Cdc23
Product: cell division cycle protein 23 homolog
Exons: 9
Coding region: 221-1855 (544 amino acids)
Biological process (GO): cell division
Cellular component (GO): anaphase-promoting complex
Molecular function (GO): protein binding
Source: RefSeq, a predicted model, not a curated record